Prorocentrum cordatum is the source of this 327-nucleotide messenger RNA. The record is from the annotation of a GenBank genome assembly. NCBI's taxonomy places the organism in Eukaryota, Dinophyceae, Prorocentrales, Prorocentraceae.
AUGCGGGGCCGGCGGCUUUGGGCUGACGGGGUGAAAUCGCAGGGCACGCCGCUCAUGAAGUGCCGCUCUGUCUGCACGCACGCGAAGCACUGCCUGACAGAGACGGACGCCGCGGAGGCCGUGCGGAUCCUGCUAAACCCGCCGCAGUUGAGCGACGAGGAGUCGCAGGAGGGCGGCCGUGGAGUUCGCCGCGCAGGCCACGGCCAUGGCGCUGGCGAGGGCCAGGGAGGGCGGGCCGCCGCUGAUGGGGUGAGCGGGCCGGCCGCGAGUGUGAGAACGAAGAUCGGGAGCCUUGAGACGGGGGUCAAUAUUUGGCGUCUCAGUUGA